CCUAAAGUCUACGUCCUCCAGCCUUGGAUUUUGAACCUCUUGAUGAAAUACGAACAGUUGGACUCCAGAAAUACUCAGGUGCCUGGGCAUAUCCUGAAAGUUGUGAGUGACUUGAAGGCUGCAGACCAAGGCAGUGCCGCCGUCCUGCACAUCUCAGAUGGGUCCUACUACAUCCGGGUGGUCGUCUCCCCGGAAGCUGUGCAGAUGGCAGAAUGUGUUCAACUGCAGUCCGGGUUCUCCAACAUCAUUGGCAGGAUUAUCAUCUUGCAGAAGUACAUGGUGUGCUUCCAGGAGGAGACCAAAGCGGAGGAGUGCGAGUUCUACCUGUCCGUCCAUGAGUUCAUCGUGUUGCCCUUGCAGAGGCAGAGGAUGGAGGCUCUGAACUGUAAUCAGGAGCCCUCAAUCCUCCAGAAGAUAAAGGAACUAUGGCAGAGAGGCCUCACCCUGAAGACUGUUUCCUCCUCAGGGAUGUCGGUGUCUCAGUUAAUGAUCGACAUAGGGCAGAGACGGCUCAAGGUUUUGAAGCAGAAUGUUGAGGAUUGCUUGGAUUUACUGGACCCAAGUGAGGUGCCAGCCAUAGGGGAGAGGCUCCCUGUCACCAACUGGGAGGUGGAGCGCAAGAGAGAGCUGAGUAAAGACGUCUUUACAGUGCCAGCCAACUUCCUGGUGAUUGGCCCAGAGGAGGAGGCGGCGAUUCGUGAUGCCUGCGUGGCAGGAUCUCCUCACACCGUUCCUGGGAGAAGCCGCCUUGACAGGGACCUGGAUGACUGUAGUGUAGUGUCAUGCACCAGUGACCCUGGCGCAAUGUCCCGAAGUUUGGACGUAUCCCUGGAUAAUCCCUGGGACAAGCUUCAGUCAGUGUCCGUGACUCUGUCCUCCUCCUUGGAAGAGAAGUCCAUUAUCCAGCCCAGCCUGCCAAGCACAGAAGAGGCCCAGCUACCCAACUCCGCAGAGGAGGCGGCCAUCACACAGCCUGACAGCAACACCCCAGAUUUCUUGGAGCCUUCCAGCCAGCAGUCCCCUUGUAGCUUAUCCCAGAAUGAACCAGUGGAGACUGUAUCCCCAUCACUGCUGUCCUACAGCAGUACAUGUCCCCCAGAGGCUGCCAGUCGAGGAACAGCUGCUGCCACGUUCCAGAGGGCACCUGAUGUGGAUAAACACCCUGAUGCCAGCUAUGACGUCCCCUGCGGCCAGCCAUCUGGAGCUUUCCAAACCAAUCUAUGUGGAGAACAGUGGUCUGCCAAGCUCUGA
This is a messenger RNA of Terrapene triunguis (Three-toed box turtle), 1251 nucleotides long. RefSeq names its product adrenocortical dysplasia protein homolog. The record is from RefSeq and is a predicted model, not a curated record. Gene Ontology annotation, molecular function: telomeric repeat DNA binding. Gene Ontology annotation, cellular component: chromosome, telomeric region; shelterin complex; telomerase holoenzyme complex. The transcript is spliced from 12 exons. NCBI's taxonomy places the organism in Eukaryota, Metazoa, Chordata, Testudines, Emydidae. Bases 43 to 1251 code for a protein of 402 amino acids. Gene Ontology annotation, biological process: telomere capping; telomere maintenance via telomerase.